This is a messenger RNA of Linum trigynum, 5734 nucleotides long. Lineage: Eukaryota; Viridiplantae; Streptophyta; Magnoliopsida; Malpighiales; Linaceae. The record is from the annotation of a GenBank genome assembly.
GACAAGUUCACAUUAGCGAGUUCAUCCCUAUAGGCUCGUGGACUGUGUUUCUAUUUGAUUUUGGAUCUGUCUUUUUUCAUUUUUGCUUCAAACCGAUGCAGGUAUGCUUGCAAAUGAUUGUAAUCUCAGCGUAGUUUUGCAGUCUUAACAGAAGCAGUUUUACUGCACGUUGGAGCCUUUCAAUUUUUAUUAGGGAUAUGGUUUAUGGUUAUCACAGAUGGUGUUAUCUCCCUUGUCAAGUAGGCCUUGUAACUGAAAUUAAGAAUACUGGUUUGAGAGCUUGUCUUCCCGUUGUCUUAGUUUAAUUUAAGGCAGAGAGAAUUAAGGGUAAUGGUUUCAAAAUGUUAGUUGCUCACCAUAGAGAUGGUGGUUCAGUGAAUGUUUGGGCUUUCGGUGGUUUUGAAUGGUAGAGAAGGUUUCGACGAAUCCCUUGCUCUUGCUAAGUUGACUGGUUUGGAUCAUUAUUUUUUUCGCUAUCUUGGCACUGAUACAUGUAAAUAUAUUGUGCUCCCGUCACUGUGGUUUGUGAAUAUGGAGCUUCCUCAUAAGCAUGAUAGAGCUCUGCUGGGUUACCAUGUCUAAACGCUUCUGAACAUUAAUAUUGAGAUUGUGAUUAUGGUAUUGUGUGUCGUACUUAAGAUCAUUUUUUUAUUGUUGGGUUAAUACCCUAGUUUGGCCCGAAGUUUAGCAUAAGUGACAGUUUUGGCUCCAUUUUUCUUAUAAGACAUUUACAGCCUACUUUUGAAAUUAUUAGACAGAUUUGGCCCGAAACUUAUAUUGAUCGUUAAUAUUAACGGUCAAAUACUUAUUCCGUUAGUGACUCAGCAAAAAACUGCUGAUGUGGUUUAUGUAAGGUGACAUGUCAUUAAAUAAUAAUAAAUUUUUAAUUUUGUCCACCAAUUAAUAAUAAAAAAUAAAAACCCAAAAUCCCCAAACCUCCGACCCUCAUAUCUUCCUCCCGCCGCCUCCGUCCCGACUGGUUCAUCCCCUUCUUCCUCUCCUCUAGCGUAAGCAACCGGAGGCUGAAUCAUCGCCCCCCAGAAACGAAGAGACUCCGAAGUCUGAAGCAUCCGCCGCCGUCGUUGCAGAAUCGGGGCUCUAAACCACCAGCCAGACUGAGUACGAAGAGACUCUUAACCACCAUUCUUCCUCUCCACCGGCGAAGCAACCGAAGCAAGAACCAAUACUGGCCAUGGCGGAUCAGACGGAAUCUCGAGAAGGAAGCUCGUCAGGGGAAGUCACCACCAGAUCUAGAUUCUUUUUUCCCCUCGGUAAUUAGAUAUGGAUUCUUUCAAUCCUGGGUGGGCGGGUGUAACGAAUGCCUACAGCUCUCCUCUCCUUGCCCAGGGGCGCAUGCGCAUCUACCGGCGACAUUUGGCUGGCGCUCUCUCACUCGAGCUCUUAGUCUCGCCGGCGGUUCCGCUGUGUGCUAUGUAUAUUGAUCCUGCAAAAAAUAGAAAUUUCGUUAGAAGAGGCGGGGUUCCCAAAGGGGUGGUACAUCAACGACAGCUGAUGAGAAUAGUUUCUCUUUGUUAUCGACGGCGGCGGGUGGAGGAAGCGGCGAAGGGGAGAGAGGGAUCGUUGUGGAGAAGCUGGAUCCGGUCAUGGAUGAUGACUUUGUGGGUCGGAACCGCCGUCGGGGUGGCAGGGGAGGAUCGACCGUUUACUCCACCUGGAGUCUGGAGCUUCGAUUUUGUUCUCGGCGGAGCACAUCGCAGCCUUCGGAUGAUGUAGCGGAGGGACUGGAGAUGGAGAAGCAUGGUGAUUUUUUUUGAAUUCGAGAAGAAUGAAGUGGAUUUAGACCGAAACAGAGAGGAGGAAGUGGAGCGGAUCCAUCUUUGGGGAUGUUAGGAUUUUAGGGUUUGAAUUUGGGGAUUUUGGGUUCAUAAGAGGAUUUUUAUUUUAAUUGAAAUAUAAAAUUAAAAUAAUGUUUUAAUGACGUGGCAUGCCACAUCAGUGGUUUUUUGCUGAAUCACUAACAGAAUAGUGUUUGACCGUUAAUAUUAACGGUCAAAGAAAAUUUUAGGCCAAAUUUGUCAAAUAGUUUCAAAAGUAGGCCAUAAAUGUCUUAUUUGAAAAAUGGGGCUAGAACUGUCACUAACGCUAAACUUCGGGCCAAACUAGGGUAUUAACCCUUUAUUGUUCACUUGUGAAUUAUUUCACCAUGAAGGUAGCCUCUAAAUGCUAGAGUUCACAUAUAGGGUGUCACCACUAACUAAUCUGGAGGUCUUAGACACAGGUUCAGAUGACUGACUAUGGUCUUGGACAUGGGGAAAAUGCCUUUUAGGUGGUGGAAGUAUUCAUGGCACAAGGUUCCAUAAUUUCAAACCCAACACACUCGCAGUCAAUCAAACCACUCUUUCUUUCUGUCAUUCUGCAUUAUUUACAUUCUUUAGAGCACAAGAGCGAAGAAAGUCACAUAAAUCUUAGUAGUUCCAAGCCACACUGCUAAGAAACACUACUCAAUGGGCGCUAUUCAGAUUUUGUGGUGGCGGCUCUCUUUUGUUUUCAUUCACUUUUUUUUUUCAUUUCUUAAGAGAACCACCACCUAUGCACAUUUUGCAAACACAUGCACUUUUUAUUUUUUUCAAGAACUACCUCCAACUCUCACAUUAUAUUUAGCAGAAACAGCAGAGAACAUGGAGAUCUCACUCUGUGGAACUUUCUAAAAGAUGCAAAAGGGUGAUUUUCCAUUGUAAACCGAAAGAAAGGAUAACACACGGCUCAAAGGGCUGACUCGGGGGUAUGACAUAUCAGGACAGUCAAUUUGGUCGUGGGCUAAUCCUAUGCCUCCAUCAUCUUAGUUUAAUUUAAGACAGAGAAUUAAGGGUAAUGGUUUCAAAAUGUUAGUUGCUCACCAUAGAGAUGGUGGUUCAGUGAAUAUCUGGGCUUUCGGUGGUUUUGAAUGGUAGAGAAGGUUUCGACGAAUGCCUUGCUCUUGCUAAGUUGACUGGUUUGGAUCAUUAUUUUUUUCGCUAUCUUGGCACUGAUACAUGUAAAUAUAUUGUGCUCCCGUCACUGUGGUUUGUGAAUAUGGAGCUUCCUCAUAAGCAUGAUAGAGCUGCUGGGUUACCAUGUCUAAACGCUUCUGAACAUUAAUAUUGAGAUUGUGAUUAUGGUAUUGUGUGUCGUACUUAAGAUCAUUUUUUGUUUCACUGUAAGUUAUUGUUCACUUGUUGCGAAUUAUUGCACAGGGUGGAAUUCGAGUUUAUAUUUGCGAGCAUGAGACACUACCUCCAGGUCUGUUUAUUAUCUGUGCUUUCGAAUGAUUCUGCUGUGAUCUCUGUACUAUUGCUUAAAUGAUGUAGAUAGAACCAGUUUAGGAGUACUUCUAUGUCAUUAAGUUAAUGGGAUUCAGAGUAAGACAAGAUGUUUAUUUAUGUGAACCUGGGCCGUGAUGAUUUUUUGCUUGCUGAUAAAUGUUCUCCUGUCAUCCAUGAUAAACAAAACUGCUAAUGCUAUAUUAUUGUGAAUAUGAAGAGGCUAACUUUCCUUAAUCUUACAUCAGAGGACCAGCUGAUACACACGAACCAGACAAACAUAUUGAUUAGAUCACUCCAGCUUAAGAAACAGAAGGGUGAACCUGGUCCAAAAGAUGCAAACGGAUCAAAUGCAGCCGAGGGUUCCAGGAAGAGGUAUUUCCUUACAUGUUUCAUGAAAGAGAGCUAUAUCGGCAUAAUCUGCUUGUCUUUGAUUUCAAUAGAAUUUUACUUUCAAGUUCACUAACACCUAAUAGUAAGUUGUUAUCUGCUACCUGAUUAUUCGUGCCGCUAAUGAAUCACAUUAGUUUCUGAUGUGCAAUGCUUUCCUUUUUUCCAGGGCCUCGGAAAAAGUUAUGGAUGGGAGGGCGUCGGCUAAGAGAAGCAACAACCAAAAUGGUCCUGGUGAGAGCUCCAUUUUCUUGGUUUAUCAGAGAUCCUGCGAGCUUGGUGUUUUUGACAUUUGGUUCUUUGCCUAAAUGCUUGAUGCAUAAUCAUUUUGUCUGUAUCAAUGAUCCUUCUCUUUGGGGUUUGCAGAGGGGUCUGGAAGUCGGACGUCUGACAAGGAUUUGUACAGUUUGACAGUAGAGAGGCUCCGUGUUCUGCUAAAGGAGAGAGGCCUUUCACCAAAAGGGAAGAAGGUAAGACAAUCCUUCUGUUGGUUGUUGUUCUCGGCGCAAUUGUUGCUGCGUCCAUGAGCCUUUUUACUUUACAAGGGCAUUUCGUUGGGAUCUUUUGCAGUCAUUCGAAGAAUUGAAUUUCUUGAAAUUUUUGCAGGAUGAACUGGUUGCCAGAUUGAGAAGUGCCAACGGGUAACUGUACAAUAGAGGUAGGCAGUGCAAUAUUCGGGAGCGCUGGCAUGGCAGGAAAACGAGUAGGCAAUUUUUGGUGUGUAAAGUGGCAGAUGGUACUUGUAGGGAGGGGGUUAAAGAGAAGGAAGACGAAACAGAAAACAAGUACCGUAGGUUAUGAUUGUGAUUGUCGCUGCUGCGGCAUUGUCUACUGUAUGUACCAUAGUUUGGGUGUUUCUUGAAAUUUCCUUUUGGUGUCCCUUUGAAUACUGGCUACCCAAUUUUAGAACAAGUAUACUCUAAAAUUGCUGUAGUAUUGGUGACUAAGGUCUUUGAAUUUAUUGCUAUUUCGUUGCUUGGUCACUAUUUAAUUGAUCAAUUGUUUGUUCAAUUAACACUUGAUGAGGAACCAAGUUAUAAAACUCGGUUGUCAACUACAAUAUCGACUCCAAUCUGGGCCAAGUAUAACUUGAAUUUGUAAAGUAGUAUAGGGUAGACCCUCGAGGUUGUAUUCUAAUAGGCACCUUAGGUUAACUAAGAAAGAAAGAACAACCAACUAACUUGUUGGGAGGUUGGUAAAGAUGAGAUAGUUGCUUAAGAUCGAAUCCUUAUAGUAGUAGGAUAGGUGUAUGAUUGAUGCAAGCCCUACCCCGACUUACAUGACUUCUAAGUUGCGAGAAAUCAUCUAAUCUAGUGAUUGUUGCGAUGGUCACGACUUAACCACACUUCUAGGCCUCUAAACUAGCUCAAUGGUCUUGUAACUAGCUAGACACCUAUAGCUCAAUUAGGAUUUUUCCUUUACAAAUGGAAUUUCGACUCGAUAGUCACGUAAUACAUAUCCCACAAUGAUUUAUGUGUGUUCUAAUCCUAACCUAGGGUAACGGUCAUCACAACCUAGGUCAAGAUUAUGCACUAAUUACCUCUAUUGAAGCAAGUUAAUGACAUAAUUAAACUUAAAACAAGCAUAAAUAGAUAAAAAUUAGGGCUAGGUUCAAAUUAAAAAAAAAAACAAUAAUAAUUACAUACCUGAAUUCAUUUCCCCAAAACAACAUAGAGGUUCAACUCAUAGAGAGAAAUGGAGUUUAUAGAUGUUUCUGGUGCACAUCACGACCGUAAGGCAUAAAUUGAGGGUUGGCCGUGACAUUUGACAAAACAAGAAGUAGAAAGUAUGUCACGGCCACGUCAUGACUUUGCAUCGAGAUCGCGGUCUCUAUCUCUGUGUUCACAGUCGAGAUGCCAAAGUCACAGACGUGAUCUUUCUUGCCGGUAGAAUCCUUUUGGUUCGCUAGCCGGCUGGUGAAACUUUCUGUUCAUUUUUGCUUCGGAGGGCAUGCACGCCCAAGGGGUCACGACCAUGACUUGUCUAAGGUCUCAUUUUCUUGCUUCUAUGUAUUACAAACGUGCCCGGAUGAUCCCCGAAUCGAUUUGAAAUCAAAUUAUGGCUAAUACAAGACCUAUCAUAUC